Molecule: messenger RNA, 1359 nt
Organism: Anopheles coustani
Lineage: Eukaryota; Metazoa; Arthropoda; Insecta; Diptera; Culicidae
Exons: 1
Coding region: 1-1359 (452 amino acids)
Source: RefSeq, a predicted model, not a curated record
AUGCGUUGCUUUGUGGUGUUCAGUGCGCUAGUACUUGCCCUGGUCAGUGCUCGACCGGAAGGCUACAGUUACUACACUCCGCAUGGUGGUUCCGGCUCCGGCCAUGGCGCCGCGACCUCAAGUGCUAGUUUAUCGUUCGGGUCCGGGUCGGCGGUUGUGAGCGGCCCGAGUGAACUGGAAGACUGUGAAGAGCCUAGCCACGAGCAGUUGAGCCCGUACCAGCACAGCCAGCUACAUUACUUCACGCCUCAAGUGACGGCUGGUCAUUCGGGAUCGUCCUCUUCGUCUUCAUCAUCCUCUUCGUCGUCGUCGUCGUCGUCGUCGUCGGCGGGCCUGUCGUCGUUGUACCUUGGAGCAGGAGCAGGACAUCAGCAACAGCACCAUUCCGUGCCGACCGCCCACGUCCAAGAGUCUGUGUCUGGUGGUUCCUCCGCACUGUACCACUAUCAGACACAGCCGAAGGUCGUCACGCAGGAGGUGCACCAUCAUGUACAGCCUCAGGUAGAAUACUUCACCGACGUGCAUCAGCAUCAGCAGUCGCACUAUCACCAUCAGGACCACCAUACACCGGCCACCGUGCACUACGUACAGCAGCCCGUCGUCAAGGAGGAGGUCCACAAGCACGUCUAUGUGCACGUCGCGCCGGAGGAGAAGGAAGAGAUUCACCAAAAGGUGGUCCUGCCGACCUACACCAAGCAGAAGCACUACAAGAUCAUCUUCAUCAAGGCACCAGCGCCUCCUAGCGUCGGUAAGGUGGUCCUACCGCAGCAGCCGGUCAACGAGGAGAAGACCCUCGUCUACGUGCUGCACAAGAAGCCCGAGCUCGAGCAGGAGAUCGUUGUUCCGGCACCGGUCGCGGCAAAGCCCAGCAAGCCCGAGGUCUACUUCAUCAAGUACAAGACCAAGAAGGAGGAACAGCAUCACCACACGUAUCAUCAUGAGGAGUCGCACAAGGCGUCCUCAGGCGUAUCGUACGGAGGAAGCAGCACGGCCAGCAGCCUCAACGUCGGUGCCGGAUUCGAAGCCUCGGAUCUGACCGGCUACGGAGGUUCGUUCAGCACCAGCUUUGCGCCGAUCGUCGUGACGGAGGGCUCGUACCAUCAUCACAGCAGCACGCCGGCCCCGGUUAAGGUGACCACCGUCCACUCCGUCCUAUCCUCGUCGGCUGCCCCGUCCGCCCACGGAAAAUCGCAGAGUAUCAAAGUGAGCAACGUCGGACUUUCGGGCUACUCGGCCGGUGGUGGUCGCCAGCGCGGUACCAAAAAGCCGUGCAGCAGCAAGUGUAGCAAGUCUACCAGCGCUCCGCUCACGGUCAACGAUGGAGGCUCGCUGGAUGCCUUCAUUUCCAACGUGUUCUGA